Molecule: messenger RNA, 945 nt
Organism: Danio rerio (zebrafish)
Lineage: Eukaryota; Metazoa; Chordata; Actinopteri; Cypriniformes; Danionidae
Gene: or64a1
Product: odorant receptor, family 64, subfamily A, member 1
Biological process (GO): signal transduction; G protein-coupled receptor signaling pathway
Cellular component (GO): plasma membrane; membrane
Molecular function (GO): G protein-coupled receptor activity; olfactory receptor activity
Source: RefSeq, marked provisional
AUGGAAAAUGGGACCAUGUCUUCUUCUUUUUAUUUCACUUUGUUCAAGGAGUUUGUACACAUCAGAUAUGUCAUCCUAACCCUGACACUUACAGUGUAUUUGGCAAUUAUAGUAUGCAAUGCCAUCAUUUUGUUUGUGGUGUUUAAAGAGAGAUCUCUUCAUGAACCAAUGUACAUACUGAUAUCUUGUUUGUCUGUCAACGAUCUCUAUGGCUCCGCUGGUUUCUUUCCCAGGUUAAUUGCUGAUCUCCUUUCUGAUACAAAUGCUAUAUCUAGGCCAGCAUGUUUCGUUCAGAUAUUCACUAUUUAUUCUUAUGCGAUGUCUGAAUAUACUAUAUUGACCCUGAUGGCAUAUGACAGAUAUGUUGCUAUAUGUAAUCCUUUGAAGUAUCACAAAAUCAUGAGUUUAAGAUUAACAGCUCGGUACAUGGCCAUGGCAUCGUUUUGUGUGGUUUUUUCCAUGGCUCUCGUUAUUUUCUUUUCAGCCAAGUUGCCUUUGUGUGGGACCGAUGUGACUCGACUGUAUUGCUCCAACUGGUCUGUGGUUCGACUCUCUUGCGGGACUUCGACUUUGAGUAACAACAUAUUAGGGUUUUUUGUCACAACCGCAACUGUUUUUCUCCCUGCCUUCUUCAUUCUAUAUACAUACAUCCGUAUUUUAAUUAUUUGUCAAAAAAGCUCCAAAGAAUUUAAAGGCAAGGCGCUGCAAACGUGUCUACCUCACAUUGUGAGCUUUGUUAACUACUCUAUAGCAUCGUUUUGUGAUAUUGCUCUAAGUCGAAAUGAUUCAGACAAAAUCAAGAUAUUGACAAUCAUAUUUUCAGUUGAAUUCCUGGUUAUUCCUCCUGUUCUCAAUCCUCUAAUUUAUGGGCUAAAUUUGCCAGAAAUUCGCAAAAAAAUUGCAUGCUUGUUUCGAAGGUCAAAAAUUGGCCAUUUUAUUGAAUAA